AUGCGUUCCGUGAUAGUUUCCUUUGCCGCUGCUGCAGCAGUAAUGGUCUAUGUAGCUGUGCAAAGCUGCUACGGAACCUCCUCACCUCCACCUUCAUACCCCGCAUCUCUCCCAGGAAGUAAUUAUGGAGGUCCUACCUCAUUGACGGCUAGCAACGGUCUCGGGUACAGAAAACGCCGACUCUUCCGCAAUCGCGCUCGUCGUGUUCGCCUUUAG
Messenger RNA from Cylicocyclus nassatus, 216 nucleotides. NCBI's taxonomy places the organism in Eukaryota, Metazoa, Nematoda, Chromadorea, Rhabditida, Strongylidae. The record is from the annotation of a GenBank genome assembly.